Messenger RNA from Psylliodes chrysocephalus, 456 nucleotides. NCBI's taxonomy places the organism in Eukaryota, Metazoa, Arthropoda, Insecta, Coleoptera, Chrysomelidae. The record is from the annotation of a GenBank genome assembly.
AUGCACAAAAUUUCGGAAUCUGAAAUUUGGCUAGCCAAUUCAGCAACAAAGAAGACAAAUAAUCAACAUCUUGAUUGCAUUAAUUGCACCAAUUUAGCGUUGAAGUUGGGAUCCAAAUUAUGCCGAAGUCUGCCCGCUUUCCAUGCAUUUACAAAUUUCGAUUACAUGGCAGCAUUUUACAACAAAGGAAAAGUAAAACCUUUUAGGUUAUUUUUGAGAAAAGAAAGGUACCAAACAGUUUUUGCUUCAUUAACUGAUGAAGCCGAUAUUUUUAUAAACGAAAAAAUGGACACCGUUCAAGAGUUUACUGCUAAUGAUUAUUUAAAACCAACACGGUUUAUUGGGGAUCAAACACCUUUAAUAAUAGAAGAAACAACAGCAAAAGAAAGCGAUGACGAAGAAUCUUCCGAAGUUGAAGAUCAAAAUUUUUCUUAUGAUGAAUCAGAUUUCGAAUAA